Messenger RNA from Coturnix japonica (Japanese quail), 838 nucleotides. The record is from RefSeq and is a predicted model, not a curated record. NCBI's taxonomy places the organism in Eukaryota, Metazoa, Chordata, Aves, Galliformes, Phasianidae.
CCCCCCCCCUUUUUUCCAGCGCCCCCCCAGGCUGCUGAAGAAGCCAUCGCAGCUCCCAGCCGUGGAGGUGAUCGCCCCCGGGGGGUCCUACAACCCCACCUUCGAGGACCACCAGGCGCUGCUGCUGAAGGCACAUGAGGUGGAGGUGAGGAAGAAGAGAGCGGAGGAUAAAGUGGAGCGGCAGCUUCGCUUCCCCACAGCUGCUGAGGCCCCCACUGCGGAGACAGUGUUCCGGGAGCAGUGCGAGGGGCUGCUGGAGGAGUCGGGGAGUGAGGAGGAGGAGGAGGAGGAGAAGGAAGAAGCAAUGGAAGGGGGGGCACAGCCCUCAGACCCCACAGAGCCCCCAAAGCCGCCCCCCAGGCCGGGCAAGAAGACGGAGCAGCAGAGGAGGAAAGAGAAGGAAGCGCGGGCACAGGAGCUGCGUCGGCGGCAGGACAAGUUGCUGCGGGGCCGGAGGCAGCAGCUGUUCCGUCUGCGCUCGCUGGGCCGGCAGCUGCGGUGCUGGGAGCAGGAGCUGCUGCGACGGAGGAUGCAGCGAGAGGCCAAACGGAGACAGAUGGAGGGGCUGCCACGGCGCCUGGGGAGGCUCAAGUAUGAGGACCCCGCGCUGGAGGUGCAGCUGAGCGAUGAGUUGGCAGAGUCGCUGCGAACGCUGAAGCCUGAGGGCAGCCUCCUGCACGACCGCUUCAAGAGCUUUCAGAAACGGAGCCUGAUUGAGCCCCGCGAGCGGGCAAAGUUCAAGAGGAAAUACCGCCUGAAGUACGUGGAGAAGAGGGCGUUCCGGGAAGUGACGUUGUAGCUGUGGAUCCUCAGCCCAAUAAAACCCCUCUGUGCCCCA